This is a messenger RNA of Xiphophorus maculatus (southern platyfish), 3015 nucleotides long. RefSeq names its product katanin regulatory subunit B1 (gene katnb1). Gene Ontology annotation, cellular component: katanin complex. The coding region runs from base 374 to 2494 and encodes 706 amino acids. The record is from RefSeq and is a predicted model, not a curated record. Gene Ontology annotation, molecular function: microtubule binding. The transcript is spliced from 19 exons. Lineage: Eukaryota; Metazoa; Chordata; Actinopteri; Cyprinodontiformes; Poeciliidae. Gene Ontology annotation, biological process: microtubule severing; microtubule depolymerization.
AGCCAGCCACUGGCGCACCUGGAGUAAACCGACCAAUCACGGUCCAACAGGACCGUUCGAUGAUGAUAGGUUCCGGGUCCAGAGUGGGAACAAACUGGGUCAGAACCUUCCUGACCCGUUUCCUGCAGAACAGUUCUGGUUCUAAGCAGGAAGUUAAGAGUCCAAUGUUCACUGACCCGAACCGAACCAGCUGCCUGAGCAGAAAUGGGCUAAGUGGAAGAAUCAGAACCAGUCCUAUUGUGCUAAUACGAUCUGGACCCGAAACAUGAACAUCUCUUAAAUGUGGAGAACUUCUCGAUCGGGUUGAGGAGGAAGAGGCUCCAUGGAGAGGUCCUAAUGAUUUAACUCCAGAACCGGCCCAGUUUGUCCCAAUAUGGCUGCUGCCAGCAGCACCAAGAUCUCAUGGCGCCUGCAGGAGUUCGAGGCCCACUCCAGAACCGUGUCCUGCCUGUCUCUGGGGAAGAACUCGGGCCGCCUGCUGGCCACGGGGGGCGAGGACUGCCGCGUCAACAUCUGGGCCGUCAGCAAGGCCAACUGCGUCAUGAGCUUGACGGGUCAUAAGAACCCGGUGGAGUGCGUCCAGUUCAGCGUGUCAGAGGAGCAGGUUGCAGCUGGUUCCCAGUCUGGAUCCAUUCGAGUCUGGGACUUGGAGGCUGCCAAGAGUAAGGCUACUUCCUGUCCUCCAACCUGCUACUUCCUGUUUCUGACCUGCUACUUCCUGUCCUCAGUUCUGCGGACUCUGAUGGGACACAAAGCGAACAUCACGGGUCUCGGCUUCCACCCGUUUGGAAACUUCCUGGCCUCCAGCUCUGUGGACACCAACAUAAAGCUCUGGGACGUCCGGAGGAAAGGAUACGUGUUUCGCUACAAGGGUCACACAGACGCUGUGAGGAGUUUGGCCUUCAGUCCGGACGGGAAGUGGUUAGCCUCGGCUAGCGACGACUGCACCGUGAAGCUGUGGGACCUGUUCCAGGGGAAAACCAUCACAGAGUUCAAGUCGCACUCGGCGGCCGUCGGCGCGGUCCAGUUCCAUCCCAACGAGUACCUGCUGGCGUCCGGCAGCGUCGACAGGAGCAUCAAGCUGUGGGACCUGGAGAAGUUCACCAGGGUCGGCUCUCUGGAGGGAGACACGUCUGCCGUGAGGUGCCUGCUGUUCAGCCCGGACGGCUCCUGCCUCUACAGCGGCGCCUCGGACUCCCUGCGGGUUUUCGGCUGGGAACCGGAUCGAUGCUUCGACACGGUUCCGGUCGGCUGGGGAAAAGUAUCGGACCUGGCCGUCUGCAACCAGCAGCUGAUCGGCGUGUCCCACCAGCUGUCCAGCGUCUCGUCCUUCGUGGUGGACCUGAAGCGGGUGAAGCAGAGCGGUGGCGCCGUGAUCCAGGGGAUCGUCCGGGACGACCGGCCGCUCACCGAUCCGGCGGAACCCAGAGCAGCAGCGCUGCGGCGCAACUACGACAGACCCGCCACCGCCUGCAGCUCCCACAGGAUGAAGCGCUCAGACACCGAUAGGCGGAGCCCCGAUGGAGAGAGGCGGAGCCAGAGCGAGGACGAGGCGGAGGACAAGCAGCCGUCAGCCGAGAUCCACAACGCCGACGACUACAGAGAGAUCUUCCAGCCCAAACGCGCCAUCUCUCGAACUCCUCCCAGGAUGUCGGAGCCGUUUCCUGCUCCUCCUGAAGACGAGAGCGUGACGGCUGUCGGCCGGCAGCUGAAGGACAUGAUGCUGCCGUCUCCCGACAAGCAGCAGGCUCCGCCCCUCGCCACCUCCACCCCAAUCCAGAGGGUCGAACCCACAGUGGUCGCCUUCACCAAGCCGUGUAGCCCCGCCCCCAGCAGCCAGCCUGCCCCUCCCACCAGGCCGCCGCCAUUGCCGCGGGUGAUCCCGAGCAGCCGCAACGAGCCGCUGGGACUCAACGUGGCCGACUUCCUGCCGUCCCCAGCCAACCACCGGGGCGGCGCUCUCACCGACGACGGCGCUCUGGCACAGAUCAACAAAGGUCACGACACUAUGUGUGUGAUGCUGAGCAGCCGCCAGCGCAACCUGCAGACGGUCCGGUCCGUCUGGACCCGCGACGACGUCAAGAGCGCUCUGGACGCCGCCGUGUCCAUGAACGAUCUGUCCAUCGUAGUGGACGUCCUGAACAUCGUCAACCUGCAGCCCUCCUUGUGGAAACUGGACCUCUGCACCACGGUUCUCCCUCAGAUCGACAAGCUGCUGCAGAGCAAAUACGAGAGCUACAUGCAGACCGGCUCCACGUCGCUGAAGCUCAUCAUGAAACAUUUCUGGACUCUGAUCUGCGAUACGCUCAGGGCGUCGCCGGCGGUGGGGGUGGACAUCACCGGGGAGGAGCGGCACCAGAAGUGCCGGGAGUGCUGCCGCUACCUGAAGAACCUGAGCAACGUGGUGAAGAACCGGGCCGGCCAGGCCGGUCGCCAUGGCAGCGCCUUCAAGGAGCUGCAGCUGCUGAUGGCGCCGCUGGACGAGGCGCUGUGACCCGCUCUGGACCGGACCAGAUGCGCUUUGGACAGAACCAACAAUGUUUUACAGUUUCAAUGUUGGAUAAAGCUCCAGAACCGGGCCGGAGCUCCAGAACCGGGUCUGUUCAGUUUGUUUUAUUUCUGCGGUUCAAGCUUUUUCUAAUUAAAUCAUUUCCAGAACUUCAGAAGAACGUUUGAAUUGAACCGGAUCAGAACCGUUCAUGAAGCAGCGGCAUGGUUCUGCUUAUCGACCUGUUUGGCCUGGUCCGGAUCCGUCGGCUCUGACAGCAGAUCAGAACCUCUGCACCCGACAAGCUCAGUAAUCCAAUAUAUUGCAGCCUGCUGCCAGCUGAUUGGCUCAUUAUGCACGAAGCUGCUCCAUGAUUGGACGGCAGGAACCGGCCGAAUCGUCUGAUUGGCCGAUAGAGCUGUGAAAGGAAAAUGCUGGAAGCUCUAACUGAAGAUUAAUCUGGAUUAUUACUUCAUAAACUGUAAUCCCAGAGUGAGAAUCUGAUUUUUUCAGGUUGUUUAUAGAAA